AUGGACGGGUCUGUGUUGUUCUUCCAGUUCUCAGGAAAAGCAGUAUCCUCGCGUUGGCGCCUACACUACAGCAUUCCAAUGGCUGUCCCGAGCCUCAGCACCGUCUUGACUAAUGCAAACUUCACCAUGUACCAGAACGGCAUGACAGACCUGCUCACACACAUCACCAGCCCUGUCCCGGAGCAGCAGUACGAGCGGAUCAGCCCUUUCUGCUGGACACGUGACGACGUUCUGGAGUGGAUCAGUGAAAACAUGGAGGGCACAAACUUCGACGCUCGCUCCAUCAACCUGGCCUGGUCCCUGGACGGCCCCAGUCUGUGCCGUAUGUCCCAGGCCGACAUCAUGAGGCUUUUUGGCCCCCAGCUUGGACAUCACCUGUACCAAAAUCUACUCAAGCAUAAGGCCAAGCCAGAGUUCCAGUCCCUGCCUGAAUCAGAUAUGAAUGAGAACUUGUGUGAGCUUCUGGACAACUUCCUCUUCGGACUGAAUUCUGAAAUGAGAUUUCCCCUGCUCAGCACCAUCACACUCGGCCAACAGAAUGAAGGCCCCUCUGUCAAAAAGGAGGAGUUCUGUGACAAUGACUUUGACCUGAGACUCGGCCUGGAGCAGCUGACUACUCUCAGCGACACAGUCUACUAUUCUGAGAACUCGGACAGCGAACUGAGCUCGUCGUCCAACAGCUGUGUGUUCUCUGGUUUACGCACACCAGAAUCCACGAGCGGAGAGUCUGACUGGGAGUCGUACCCUUCCAAUAAACAAAUUAAAACAGAGAUGAAAGAUGAGGAAUACUGUCAGAGGAGACCACGUGGGCGGCCUCCUAAAGGCAGCAGAGACCACAACCGUUCAUUCACCACCCCCAAGAAGAGCAAGCAUGCUCCACGUGGCUCUCACCUGUGGGAGUUCAUCAGAGACAUCUUGGUCCACCCAGAGAAGAACCCCGGCCUGCUGAAGUGGGAGGACCGCAGGGAGGGGGUCUUCAAGUUCCUCAAGUCCGAGGCCGUGGCCCAGAUGUGGGGCCAGAGGAAAAAGAAUAGCAGCAUGACCUAUGAGAAGCUGAGCCGCGCCAUGAGGUACUAUUACAAGCGGAACAUCCUGGAGCGUGUGGACGGCAGGAGGCUGGUCUACAAGUUUGGGAGGAACGCCAGCGGCUGGAGACUGAGCGAGGUGUCACCGGUCAUGUGA
Messenger RNA from Knipowitschia caucasica, 1182 nucleotides. The record is from the annotation of a GenBank genome assembly. NCBI's taxonomy places the organism in Eukaryota, Metazoa, Chordata, Actinopteri, Gobiiformes, Gobiidae.